Oncorhynchus mykiss (rainbow trout) is the source of this 1400-nucleotide messenger RNA. NCBI's taxonomy places the organism in Eukaryota, Metazoa, Chordata, Actinopteri, Salmoniformes, Salmonidae. The record is from RefSeq and is a predicted model, not a curated record.
AAGAAAUGAUAUAUUCAGAUUGUCUUGGAUGAUUCUGUUUAAAUCACAAUCUCAUCCAAUGUCAUUUCAAAUAGUUGUUGUGAAGACAUUAAAUAUUUGAAAUGUAAAUGUUAAAAGUAGAGUUCUAAGAUCCCACAGCAAACAACCACAGAGAGGCCAAAGUACAACCAAAGGUUCUUUAUAAACUCAGUUUACACCGUAAUACACAGUAUCACUACGGUCCUAUUAGAAAAGUAUAAAUAGGCUGGGAUUUAGGGCUGUAGGCUAACUAGAAGCAACGGGCCAAACUAACACAGCAGGUGAUUCCCGGGUCCUUCCGAGCAAGAUUUGUUCAUUCAUUUCUACCCGAGCACGAUUAGUUCGGCUCUACCCGAACUGGGUUCGGCUCUUCCUCCCGAGCAGGGAGAGGAAGAUCUGUGGAAUCACUACACACCAUACAAGCAAGCAAAAUUGUCUGUGCGAUUCAAUUUCAUUCAAUUUAAUUUCACACGUGAGAAUGUAAGGAAUUAAGUGAAAGGCAAUCGUUGUAAACACACAGCACACAUGAUUAUUUGGCACUCAUAGAUAUGCAUGAUAUCAAAUAAGACAUGCUGAUACGUAAUAUAAAGAGAAUGGCAGGGUCUAGUUUAGUAAGAGUCAGUGUCACUUGUGACAUAUACAUUAUGUUCAAAUACAGUGAUGCAUAAAGGAGUCUCUGUCCUUUCCUAACAGAUCCAAAACCAGACAUUACAGUCAAUAUUGAUGAGGACUUCACCAUCAUCUGUUUGAUUUGUGGAUCCGUCAGUCCUGACACCACCUGUAACCUGUAUGUUGGAGAGGAGAGUCAGCCAUCCUUCACAGCAAAGAUCAUGAAGAGAAAAGCCUCCUCAGCAUCCGGACAGCAGUUCUGUCAAUUCACUCCAAAACAUAGUGAUCUGAUCAGUCGUCUACAGUCAGUGAGGCGUAAGGAGGUGAGCUGUGACUACAGAUUGAGCUCAGGACCAAACUCUCUCUCUCCACGCAGUGAUGGGCACAGCUUUACAGAUCUGGUGGGAGUUCACAUCAGUGAUCCAACAACUAUACAGACACCUUCUAUAGCAGUGGGUUUGACUCCAGGUCCUGGGUCUACUUUGCCGCCCAGCACAACAAUGAGUCCUACAGAAGUUUUGACUGUUACUUCUACUUCGACCCGAGACACCACAGUGACACCAACUACCAGUUUGACCUCUCCUUUGACCCCCAGCACGGCAGUGAAUCCUACAUCAGGAGGUCAAAGCUCCACAGAAAGCGUUCUGGCAGUUUCGACUGUUACUUCUACUUUGACCCCUGACAUCACAAUGAGACCAACUAGUUUGACCUCUCCUUUGGCCCCCAGCACAGCAGUAAAUCCUACAUCAGGUGUGCUGGUCAUCUUUAGUUAG